AUGAUUGCCCCAGUUCUCGCUCGAAGCUCGCUGCAGGCAAGCCGCUCUGCCGUCGCUGCGUCGACGUCUCGCGCAUUCAGCACGACGAUGCUGCGUGAAAAGGACGUGAAGAACGUCACAGUCUUCGGAGGCGGCCUGAUGGGAAGCGGCAUCGCCCAGGUCCUCGCGCACAAGGGUGGCUACAACGUCACGCUGACCGAUGUGACGGACAAGGCGCUGACGGGCGGCAAGACGAUCAUGUCCAAGUCGCUUACGCGCAUUGCAAAGAAGCAAUUGGCCGACAAGCCAGCCGAGGAACAGGAGGCGUAUGUCAAGAAGAUUGUCGACUCCGUUCGCACAACGACGGAUGCAGCUGAGGCGGUCAAGGACACGGACCUGGUGAUCGAAGCCAUUAUUGAGAACGUUGGCAUCAAGCAGCAGCUCUUCGAAUUCCUCGACAGCAAGGCGCCAAAGGACGCCAUCUUUGCCAGCAACACGUCGAGCCUGAGCAUCACCGAUGUCGCCAAGACGACUUCGAGGAAGGACCGCUUCGGAGGUUUCCAUGCAUUUAACCCUGUCCCUCAGAUGAAGCUUAUCGAGGUCGUCAAGACUUCAGAAACGUCGCAAGACACUUUCGACUCGCUUAUCGAGGUGGCCAAGAAGAUGGGCAAAGUGCCCGUCGCAUGCGUUGACUCGCCCGGCUUCAUCGUCAACCGCCUCCUGGUGCCCUACAUGCUCGAGGCCAUCCGUCUCGUCGAGCGAGGCGACGCCAGCGUCCAGGACGUUGACACAGCCAUGAAGCUCGGCGCGGGCUACCCAAUGGGUCCCUUUGAGCUUUCGGACCUCGUGGGCCUCGACACGCUGAGCCACAUUGCAAAGGGCUGGCGUGAGAGCAGGGUCUCGACGGGCGAGAUCAGCGAGGAAAUUGUCAAGGAGAGCAAGCUGCUCGAGGACCUCGUCAAGCAGGGCAAGCUGGGAAAGAAGAGCGGCGGUGGCUUCUACCCUGCUUGA
Molecule: messenger RNA, 990 nt
Organism: Acaromyces ingoldii
Lineage: Eukaryota; Fungi; Basidiomycota; Exobasidiomycetes; Exobasidiales; Cryptobasidiaceae
Product: putative short chain 3-hydroxyacyl-CoA dehydrogenase mitochondrial precursor
Exons: 5
Coding region: 1-990 (329 amino acids)
Biological process (GO): fatty acid beta-oxidation
Cellular component (GO): mitochondrion
Molecular function (GO): NAD+ binding; (3S)-3-hydroxyacyl-CoA dehydrogenase (NAD+) activity
Source: RefSeq, a predicted model, not a curated record